CAAACAGCGAACACUCUUUUCCCCAACCCAGACGAGGGGAGAGGAGCGGUAGCAGCCGGCGGAAUGGCGGUGCCGCCGAAGGCCUGGAAGGCGGAGUACGCCAAAUCUGGGCGGUCCUCGUGCAAGUCCUGCAAAUCCCCCAUUGGCAAGGACGCGCUCCGCCUCGGCAAAAUGGUCCAGGCCACCCAGUUCGACGGAUUCAUGCCCAUGUGGAACCAUGCCAGCUGCAUCCUCAAGAAGAAAACCCAGAUCAAAUCUGUUGAUGAUGUUGAGGGAAUAGAUGCGCUUAGGUGGGAUGACCAAGAGAAGAUAAGAAAUUAUGUUGAAAGUUCCUCAAGUACUGCAACAUCCACACCUGCUAUUUCAGAUAAAUGUACUAUUGAGGUUGCCCAGUCUGCUCGUGCUUCGUGUAGACGGUGCAGUGAAAAGAUUACAAAAGGCACCGUUCGUGUUUCAUCUAAACUUGAGGGUCAAGGUUGGUACCAUAUCAGUUGUUUCUUGGAAAUGUCCCCAACUGCAACAGUUGAGAAAUUCCCAGGCUGGGAGACCUUGUCGCAGGAGGAUACAGGAGCUAUUCUUGAUAUUAUUAAGAAAGGAACCGCCAGCGAAGAACAAACAACUUCGAAGGGCUCCAAGCGCAAGAAUGGUGACAAUGACAUGCAGGACCACAAAGCUCCCAAGUUAGACGGAAGUGUAUCUGAAGCUGCAAGACCAAACAAAGGAAAACUUGUAGUACCAUGUGAUUCUAAUGCUAGUUCUGCUGAUCUGAACCAAAAGCUUAAAGUUCAAAGUGACACACUUUGGAAGUUAAAAGAUGAACUGAAGAAGCAUGUUUCAACUGCUGAGCUGAGGGAUAUGCUUGAAGUUAAUGAGCAAGAUCCAUCUGGACCAGAGCGGGACCUAUUGGAACGUUGUGCUGAUGGGAUGCUGUUUGGAGCGCUGGGCCCUUGCCCAGUCUGUACUAGCUGCCUCUACUAUUACGGUGGUCACUAUCAGUGCAAUGGCUAUGUUUCAGAGUGGUCCAAAUGUACCUACACAACAACACAACCUGUCCGCAUUAAGAAGAAAUGGAAAAUCCCUGAUGAAAUAAAGAAUGUUUAUCUUACAAAGUGGUUCAAAUCUCAAAAGGUUAAGAAACCAGAUAGAGUUCUUCCCCAAAUGACGCCUCAGAAGUCUGUAGGCCAAUCAACUCAGCAGUUUCCCAUUGGUGAAGCAUUGGAUAAGUUGAGAAUCUCUGUAGUAGGACAAUCUAAAGACGUUGCUGAUGAGUGGAAAGAAAAGCUUAAACUUGCCGGUGCCAUCUUCAAUGCGAGGGUUACCAAAGAUAUUAAUUGUCUAGUUUCUUGUGGUGGGCUUGAUAAUGAGAAUCCUGAAGUCAGGAAAGCAAGGAGGCUGAAGAUACCAAUCGUAAGAGGAGAUUACCUUGGAGAAUGCAUUAGGAAAAAUAGAGUGCUUCCAUUUGAUUUAUAUAAAGUAGAGACUACCUUGGAAUCAUCAAAAGGUAGCACAGUUACUGUUAAAGUUAAGGGCCGAAGUGCUGUUCAUGAGGCCUCCGGUUUGCAAGAUACGGGCCAUAUUCUGGAAGAUGCUAAAAGCAUAUACAAUACAACCCUAAACAUGUCUGACAUGACUCAAGGAGUUAACAGCUACUAUAUACUUCAGGUAAUCGAAGAGGAUGAUGGAAGUGAAUGCUAUGUAUUUAGAAAGUGGGGACGAGUUGGCAGCGAAAAAAUUGGUGGAACAAAACUGGAGGAGAUGUCAAAAACUGACGCAAUACAACAAUUUAAAAGAUUAUUUCUUGAAAAGACUGGAAACCCCUGGGAAGCAUGGAUACAAAAAACAAAUUUCCAAAAGCAGCCUGGGAGAUUUUAUCCGCUUGAUAUUGAUUAUGGUGUUAGGCAAGCACCAAAACGAAAAGACAUCAGCAAAGCAAAAAGUUCACUUGCUCCUCAGUUGCUGGAACUCAUGAUGAUGCUUUUCAAUGUUGAAACAUAUAGGGCUGCUAUGAUGGAAUUUGAAAUCAAUAUGUCAGAAAUGCCCCUUGGGAAACUAAGCAAGGACAAUAUACAGAAAGGAUUUGAAGCCUUAACUGAGAUACAGAAUCUAUUGGAUAACACUGGCAACCAAGAACUGGCUCUUAGAGAGAGCUUGGUUAUUGCUGCAAGCAAUCGUUUUUUCACUCUUAUUCCUUCUGUUCAUCCACAUAUUAUACGUGAUAAGGAUGACUUGACGAUGAAAGUGAAAAUGCUUGAAGCUCUGCAAGAUAUUGAAAUUGCUUCUAGACUUGUAGGCUUCGAUGGUGACAAUGAUGAAUCUCUUGAUGAGAAGUACAAGAAACUUCACUGUGACAUUACCCCGCUAGCUCAUGACAGUGAAGAUUACAAGCUAGUCAAGAAAUAUCUCCUCAACACGCAUGCUCCCACUCACAAGGAUUGGUCAUUAGAAUUAGAGGAAGUUUAUGUGCUCGAUCGGGAUGGAGAAUCCAACAAGUACUCGAAAUAUAGAAACAAUCUCCAUAACAAGAUGCUAUUGUGGCAUGGUUCAAGGUUGACAAAUUUUAUUGGAAUUCUUAGCCAAGGACUAAGAAUAGCACCUCCUGAAGCUCCUGUGACAGGCUAUAUGUUCGGCAAAGGACUCUACUUUGCAGAUUUAGUAAGCAAGAGUGCACAGUAUUGCUAUGUGGAUAAAAACAAUCCAACUGGUUUGAUGCUUCUUUCCGAGGUUGCUCUAGGAGACAUGCAUGAACUAAAAAAAGCCACGCCGAUGGACAAACCUCCAAGAGGGAAGCAUUCAACCAAGGGCUUAGGAAAAACUGUGCCGCAGGAGUCGGAAUUUGUGAAAUGGAGGGAUGAUGUGGUAGUGCCUUGCGGUAAGCCAGUUCCAUCAUCUAUCAGGGCAUCUGAGCUUCUGUACAACGAGUAUAUAGUCUACAAUACAUCCCAGGUAAAGAUGCAGUUCUUGUUGAAGGUCAGAUUCCAUCACAAGAGGUGACUGGAAUACUAGGGAGAAUUUAGUUAGAUUCCGACUAAGAUAGGUUAUGUUGCGACCACAUCUGAUCCAUUUUGGGAAAUAUAGCAUGGGCAUCAGUGUGAGUGGCGCAAGUAAUCCCCCGCAUUAUCUCAUGUGAUGAUGAUUGCUAAAUCGUUUGAAACUACUUUGUCUGUUGUUGUC
This is a messenger RNA of Lolium rigidum, 3171 nucleotides long. Its product is annotated as poly [ADP-ribose] polymerase 1. Gene Ontology annotation, molecular function: DNA binding; zinc ion binding; NAD binding. The record is from RefSeq and is a predicted model, not a curated record. Lineage: Eukaryota; Viridiplantae; Streptophyta; Magnoliopsida; Poales; Poaceae. Gene Ontology annotation, cellular component: nucleus. Bases 64 to 2991 code for a protein of 975 amino acids. The transcript has 20 exons.